AUGUGGCCCACGGAGACGGAAGUGCUCGGACUCCCCGACUCUACACACGACAAGCUUGAGAGCAGCUUCCUUAUGUUCCCUUGUCUACGAGCAAUUCUAGCCGGUCUGCCCCAAUUCAGCGUCGCGAUACGUCAGCACCAGGUCUGUUGCAAUACAAAUGUGCCGACAGUAGUCGCAGAGGUCAAGGAGAUAGUGGAAGCCGCUGUUUUAAGAUCGCGCGGGGAGAAAGCCGGCGUGGAACACGACGCGGCCGCAGAGGAGACAGAGGAAGCGGCAGAAACACUCGCAGAGCAAGCUUCCGGCAGUUCGAGUCACCCAUCUUCGAAGCAGAAUGUAUCCGGCCCCGACAACGCCCGGGCCGACGAGACUCGCGGCGCGGCAAGCCGAGACAACUACCUCGAGCUCGUCAAAGGAGUGCCGACCACGCAUGACAUCAACACGCUCGACGACGGCCAAUGGUUGAACGACGUCAUGGUCAAUUUCGGCCUUCACGUCCUCGGUAAACGGCACUCUAAAAGAGUGUUCUUCUACAACACGUUCCUUAUCGAGGCGUUACGGCACGAGAAGUCUUGCGCCGAGUGGACAAAGCGCGCGAGCCCUACCGAGUACGACUACAUUGUCGUGCCGAUCCACGACACCCUCCGUAUACACUGGCUCGUCGCGAUACUAUGGCGCAGCUCCGUCGAUGCCAACAGUUUCGAGCUCACUAUUCUUGAUCCGCUAGGUUCGAGCGGGCACGAUUCGUACCGUACGGUCUUGAAGACGUAUUUCUCCCCAACCAGCAUUGUCGACCAACCUCCUGCUUGCGUGCCGCGGCAAAACAACGGCUGGAGUUGCGGCGACCAUCUUCUCGGCAAUGUUGGAAAAUUUCUACGUGAUCCGGACGAGUUUAAAAACGCCGUGGUCGAGGGAACCAGCUUGGACUGGAGAUUGGACGAAGAAAGUCCGCGCGGCGCCCUCCGAAUAGCGGCGGAGAAAGAAAGAAAGGCAAGCGAGGCGGCAGCCGAGUCAACGGAGGAGACCACGGAGGAGACCACGGAGGAGACCACGGAGGAGACCACGGAGGAUUGUGUUGUUGUCGUUAACGGGGCCGGAACACCGUUGGAUCUCGUCGACGCGACUUCUCAGAUGAGCCCACAGUCCUUGUCUGUGGUUGGCGACGGAGCUACUCCCGCCGAUGCCCCCACUGACAAGAGCACGGAAACGGGAGACAGCACCACAGCACCCCACACGCCGGUCGGCGCCACUUUUUCAGUCGGGCAAGAUAUCGACAUACCAAGCACGCCAGGCUCAAUCAACAAUACGGACUUCGCGAGCCGCUUUAGCCCGACGGACGACGACACGCGCCUCACAUCCCCCGAGCCGAGCCUAUCCGGGGACGUAGCAUCGACUCGAAGUGGGAAACGGUCGGCGUCCGUGGCCUUUGGCCCAACCACGCAUCAGUCGCAAAAGCAGGCAGUACUAGACAAAUCACUUGCUGCUUCGGAAUUGGUGGCCGUCACGAAAGAAAGAGUGCCCACGAACGAUGUGCUGGGCUCACCCGGCACUUGUUCGCAACGGACGUCCGACUACGGUCCGCCGGACUCAGCAACAUCUUCCGGCCCACUGCUGGAAAGAAUCCCGGCGAUCCAGCCCACUGUUGAACUGCCUGACGAGACGCACGAGUUCGCUCUGCCUACGAACAGCAACGUCCAGAACCAGAAGAAGAUAAUCGGUGUGUAG
Sporothrix brasiliensis 5110 is the source of this 1722-nucleotide messenger RNA. RefSeq lists its product as uncharacterized. Gene Ontology annotation, molecular function: cysteine-type peptidase activity. Gene Ontology annotation, biological process: proteolysis. NCBI's taxonomy places the organism in Eukaryota, Fungi, Ascomycota, Sordariomycetes, Ophiostomatales, Ophiostomataceae. The transcript has 4 exons. Bases 1 to 1722 code for a protein of 573 amino acids. The record is from RefSeq and is a predicted model, not a curated record.